Centropristis striata (black sea bass) is the source of this 8086-nucleotide messenger RNA. RefSeq names its product fibronectin 1b (gene fn1b). Gene Ontology annotation, cellular component: extracellular region. Gene Ontology annotation, biological process: cell-substrate junction assembly; nervous system development; heart development. Gene Ontology annotation, molecular function: proteoglycan binding; integrin binding. The coding region runs from base 149 to 7501 and encodes 2450 amino acids. Lineage: Eukaryota; Metazoa; Chordata; Actinopteri; Perciformes; Serranidae. The record is from RefSeq and is a predicted model, not a curated record. The transcript has 46 exons.
ACCAGCUGCUAGAGGCAGCAGGAGCUGAGAGGAACCACAGGAGAUCUCUCCAAGCUGAACUCACUUCUGCACUCGCUUCUUUUUGAAACUUUCCUCGUUAACUUGUUGUUUUUUUCUACUUUAUCUUGAAGUUCUUAUUUUCCACACCAUGGCUGGUGGCCCGCUGACAGGCUUGCUGGUGGCGCUGUGCGUCAGCAGCGCGGUGCUCGGCUCUCCAAAGAAGACCCGGAGACAGAGCGGCCAGGUCCAGGUGUUCCCUCAGCUCCGUGACGCAGCGGACCUUUCUCCAGUCGGCUGUGAGGAAAACGGUCGGUCGUACCGAGCCAACGAGCAGUGGGACAAGCCUUACCUGGGCAGCCUGCUGCUCUGCACCUGCCACGGAGCCGCGGGCAUCAAGUGUCAGAGUAAACCUGAAGUGGAGGAGUCCUGCUAUGAUAAGAACAAUGACCGGACGUACCGGGUCGGUGAGACCUACGAGCGGCCGAAGGACGGCAUGAUGUGGGACUGCACCUGCAUCGGUUCUGGUCGAGGGAAGAUCAGCUGCACCAUCGCUAAUCGGUGCCAUGAAGGUGGGAGGUCUUAUAAGAUCGGGGACACCUGGCAGAGACCUCACGACUCCGAGGACUACAUGCUGGAGUGUGUCUGUCUCGGAAACGGCAAAGGAGAGUGGACCUGCAAACCUGUGGCGGAGCGAUGCUACGACAACACAGUUUCCUCAUCGUACGUGGUGGGGGAGACCUGGGAGAAGCCGUACCAGGGCUGGAUGAUGCUGGACUGCACCUGUCUGGGAGAAGGCAACGGACGCAUCACCUGCACCUCCAGGAACCGUUGCAACGACCAGGACACCAAGCGGUCGUACCGUAUCGGGGACACGUGGAGUAAGAAGGACGCGGCGGGCCAGGCGCUGCAGUGUCAGUGCUUAGGGAACGGCCGCGGGGAGUGGAAGUGUGAGAGACACAACGCAGGCCGAACCUCUGGUGCCGUGGUAAUGACCCCCUCGCUGGCCCAGACGCUGCUGCUGCAGCCGGCCGUGGAGGGAACCUGCCGCACGGAGUCCGGAGCCAGCUUCUACGACGGCCAGCGCUGGUUCAGGAGUCAGGGCAACAAACCCAUGCUCUGCACCUGCCUGGGCAACGGAGUCAGCUGCCAGGAGUGGGAGGCCAGGAAGCAGGCGUACGGUGGCAACUCUAACGGCCAGCCGUGUGCGUUCCCGUUCAGCUUCAUGGGGAAGACGUACUACUCCUGCACCUCCGACGGACGCACCGACGGCCAGCUGUGGUGCUCCACCACCUCCGACUACGAGAGAGACCAGCAGUACUCCUUCUGCAUCGAGAGGAACGCCAUCGUGGCAACACGAGGCGGGAACUCCAACGGCGCUCUGUGCCACUUCCCCUUCCUCUACAGCGGCCGCAACUACACCGACUGCACGUCUGACGGGCGCCGCGACGCCAUGAGGUGGUGCGGCACCACCCACGACUACGACACGGAGCAGCGCUUCGGCUUCUGCCCCAUGGCUGCCCAUGAGGAGAUUUGUACCACCAACGAUGGAGCGAUGCACCGCGUAGGCGACAAGUGGGACAAACGCCAUGAUGUCAUGGGUCACAUGAUGGAGUGCACCUGUCUGGGGAACGGCCGCGGGGAGUGGAGCUGCGUGGCGCACUCUCAGCUGCGAGAUCAGUGUAUCGUUGAUGGCUUGAACUAUGAAGUGAACCAGGAGUUCUCAAAGCGCCACGACGAGGGCUACAUGAUGAACUGCACCUGCUACGGCCAGGGCCGCGGCCGCUGGAAGUGUGACGCCAUCGACCAGUGCCAGGAGCCCCAGACCAGGGCGUUCUACCAGAUUGGAGCUACGUGGGAGAAGUCGAUCCACAGCAUCCAGUACCGCUGUUAUUGCUACGGCAACGGGAUCGGAGAGAUGAGGUGUGAGCCUCAGCAGACCUACCAAGACGGCCACAGACCUGUCCAGGUGAUCAUCACCGAGGCUGGGAAGCAGCCAGACUCCCACCCCAUCCAGUGGAACCCCCCCUCCUCCGUCCACAUCACCCAGUACAUCCUCAAAUGGAGAAAUAAAAUGAACCGUGGGCCGUGGCGGGAGGCGACCAUCCCCGGCCACCUCAACUCCUACACCAUCAGCGGGCUGCGGCCGGGCGUCACCUACGAGGGUCAGCUGAUCAGCAUCCUGCAGUACGGGCGCCGCGAGGUCACGCGCUUCGACUUCACCACCACCCACGGCUCCCUGGAGACGUCGGAGGGGGAGACGACCCCGCCUCCUCCGGUGGUCGACACCUCGGAGUCGGUGACAGAAAUCACCUCCAACAGCUUCGUGGUGUCCUGGACCUCGGCCUCCUCCACCAUCUCCGGCUUCAGGGUGCAGUACGAGCUCAGCGAGGACGGAGCCAAGCCCAAAGUCCUGGAUAUUCCACGCACGGCGAGCUCCGUCACCAUCGGCGACCUGCUGCCGGGACGCAGAUACAACGUCAACGUGUACGAGCUGCCCGACCGCGGAGAGCCCACCCUCAUCCUGUCCACCUCCCAGACCACAGCUCCUGACACGCCCGGCCAGCACGCCGUGGACGAGGUGGGAGAGUCGUCCAUCCGAGUCAGCUGGACGAGGCCUCAGGCUCCUAUUACUGGUUACCGUGUGGUGUACACGCCGUCAGUGGAAGGCAGCAGCACGGAGCUCAACCUGCCGGACACGCAGACCUCAGUGACCCUGGCUGACCUCCGACCCGGCCUCCUCUACAACAUCAGCAUCUACGCCGUGGAGGAGAACCAGGAGAGCGAGCCUAUCUUUGUGCAGGUCAACACGGCGGGAUCCCCUCCACCAGAGGAGAUCCCUGCACCCACAGACCUGCAGUUCUACGAGGUUUCAGAUAUGAAGAUCUACAUUACCUGGACCGGCCCCCCCAGCGAGGUGACCGCCUACAGGGUUCAUUUCACCCCCGUGGGUCCUGACGGCAGUGAGACCAGGGUCCUGCAGCUGCCCAUCUCCCCCAACGCCUACGCCGACAUCACCCACCUGCAGCCGGGCACGCUGUACCGCUUCUACAUCUACGCCAUCAACGGAGGCGUGGAGAGCAAGCCGCUCAUCGGGGAGAAGUCUACCAAGCCCGACGCGCCCCUCGACGUGCGUUUCACCGACGUGGGGCCCGACACGGCGCUGGUGGUCUGGGAGGCGCCCCGCGCCAUCGUCAGCGGCUACCGCCUCUUCCUGAGCAUCGAGGGCUCCAACCCCAUCGAGAAGAGGAUCCCGGGCCGGGUCACCCAGUUCCCUCUGAGGAAUCUGCGUCCAGACACCCAGUACACCGCCGUCCUGCACUCGGAGCUGGACAGCGUGCUCAGCGAGGGCGUGACCACGUACUUCAGCACCACUCCCCAGAUGGGAAACGCUCCCCCUUUCAGCACGGAGGUCACUGAUACCUCCAUCCUGGUCUCGUGGAUUCCUGUCCGCAGGUUCAGCUACAAGCUGUCGGUGCUCCCCAGCCAGGAAGGAGAGUCUCCCAGAGAACAGACCUCCGACUCUGGACGUAUUUUUAUUCCGGGUCUGUUUCCUGGGACUCCGUACACCUACAGCGUUCAGCCCAUCUUCAACGGACGCCACACUGGAAACCCCGUCACCCGCAACGUUGUUACUGCUCUGUCUCCUCCCACUGACCUCCAGGUCCAGUCCAGCCCUGAUACUGGAGCGCUCACCGUCCACUGGGUGGCUUCCAGGACACCAGGCAUCACAGGCUACAGAGUGACCAGCACGCCGACCAGCGGCCAGCGAGGAAACACUCUGGAAGAGUUUGUCCGAGCUGAUCAAACUUCCUGCGUGCUAGAGAACCUGAAUCUUGGGGCGGAGUACAACAUCAGUGUCUUCACUACCAAGGGCCAUCUGGAAAGUGUCCCCGUGUCCACAAUAGUCACACCAGAAAUCCCCCCACCGAGUCACGUUGGCUUUGUGGACAUUACUGCCAGCAGCAUCAGCCUGAUCUGGACCCCUCCCACCCUUUCCACCGUUACUGCUUACCGGAUAACGGUAGCAGCGUCAGGCCAGAGCGCGACACUUUUUCAAGACACGGUGGAAGCAUCUGCUGGUUAUUACACGAUCGGCGGUCUGGAGCCGGGCGUGGACUAUGACAUCAGCGUGUUCAGUGUUACAGAGGAGGGCGAGAGCAAGCCGACCACACACACAAAGCACACACAAGCUGCUAUUCCAGCUCCCACUAACCUGCAGUUUAACGGCGUGGGUCCUGACCACAUCAGGGUGACGUGGACGGUCCCUCAUGUCGCCACGCCGAGCGACAUCUCUAGGUUUGUCAUCCGUUACCACCCUGUCGCCACGGACGACGACAUCAAGGAGGUCAAUGUGGGCGGAGCCACCAACACCUUCCUGCUGGAGAACCUGCUGCCCAACACGCAGUACCGGAUCAGUGUUGUGUGUGUGUACGGUGAGCGAGAGAGCGGCCCAGCUACAGGAACUCAGAGGACAACUCUGGACUCGCCCACUGGCUUGGACUUCUCUGACAUCCGCACCAACUCCUUCACCGUUCACUGGCUGGCUCCCACCGCCGCCAUCACCGGCUACCGCGUCCGCCAUCAGAAGACGAGCGGCGGGCGCGCCAAGGACGAGAGGCUGCCGCCCACCAGGACCUACUUCACUCUGACCGGGCUGACCCCGGAGACGGAGUAUCUGAUAUAUGUGUAUGCUGUCAGCAACAACCAGGAGAGCCAGCCUCUGACUGGCACUCAGGCCACCAUCUCUGAUGCUCCUACGGACCUGGAGGUGACCUCCUCCACCCCCACCACCAUCACCAUCCGCUGGGACGCCCCCUCUGUGGCAGUGAAGAACUACAGGAUCACCUAUGGAGGCACAAGUGGUGAGGCUCCUCAAGAGUUCUCCAUCCCCGGCACUCAGACCAGCGCCACCAUCACCGGCCUGAAGCCCGGCAGCGACUACACCAUCACAGUGUACGCUGUGACGGGACGAGGGGACAGCCCCGCCUCCAACACUCCGGUCUACAUCACACACAAGACUGACACCGAGCCCAUCACUGACAUGCGACUGACUGAUGUGAGUGACAACGCCCUCACGGUGCGCUGGUCUCCUGCUCAGGGACCAAUCAGAGGCUACAGAAUCACCAGCGUCCCCAAGAACGGCCUCGGACCCUCCUACUCCGAGGUGGUGGCCCCUGAUCAGACUCAGAUGACGUUCACAGGCCUGAUGCCCACUGCGGAGUAUGUUGUGAGUGUGUCCGCUCUGGGCAACGACGGCCAGCCGUCUUCCCCCGUGGUGGAGAACGCCAUCACUGCGAUGGACCGUCCCAAGGACCUGACCUUCUCCGACAUCGACUCCUCCGCCAUGCGCAUCACGUGGGACAGUCCCGACGGCUCGGUGACAUCAUACCGCGUCCUCUACUCCAGCUCAGAGGAGAGCGAGAGGGAGCUGCGUCCGGCGCCCAGACGUGACCAGAACACCGCCAUGCUGCGAGGCCUUCUGCCCGGGACGGAGUACACGGUUAAAGUCAUCGCGCUGCACGACCGCACGCCCAGCACGCCGCUGGUGGGAACCCAGGCCACAGUGAUUCCUGCUCCGACCAACCUGGUUAUCUCUGAUGUGGGUCCCUCCACCUUCACCGUGUCAUGGCGAGCUCCGAGUGCACGCCUGUCCGGCUACCGCGUGGUCGUCAGCCCCAAGAACAUCAACGGACCCGCCAAAGAGCUGAACGUUGCUCCAGACACCACACGUGUGGUCAUCCCAGGACUCAUGGUGGCAACAACGUAUCAGAUCCACGUCUACGCUCUGAAGAACUCCGUCACCAGCCGGCCGCUGGAGGGCGAGACCACCACACUGGAAGAUGUCAGUCCUCCGCGGCGUGUACGCAUCUCUGAUGUGAAGGACACUUCUUUCACGCUGAGCUGGCGCUCCAAGACAGAAACCAUCACCGGCUUCCUGAUCGAGGCCACGCCCCUCAGCGGCUCCACCCCCACCAUCCGCAGGACCAUCCCAGCAGACGCAUACACCUACACCCUCACAGGUCUGCAGCCAGGCACCACCUACUCCGUCUACCUGUACACGCUGAACGGAAACACAAAGAGCGCUCCUUUCACUCUCAUCAUCAGCACAGCGGAACCAGUGGUCCAGGCUCCCACCAACAUCCAGUUCAAGUCUCUGACCCCCACCUCCAUCAGCUUCACCUGGCAGCCUCCGGCCACUCAGAUCACAGGAUACUACGUCACCUACGAGGAGUCGGGCGGAGCUCCACGAGAGCUGACUCCUCGGCCCCACGCCGGCCAGAACUACGCCACCAUAUCUGGCCUGAGACCUGCCACCGAGUACGUGAUCAGGAUCGUUGCCAUCCAGAACAGCCAGAGGAGCACGCCGCUGGUGGGCCGGGCCAGGACCCAACCAGACUCUCUGCUGCCGCUGCCGCUGCCUCACCGCCCUGGAGGCGACAGGCUGGAUGUGCCUGAAGCUGAGCUGGACAACAGAGUGCAGGUGGUGGGCAACAAUAACCAGGAUGGGCAUAGUGGGCAGAGCCAGAAUGUGGAGUACACAGAGUACAACAACAAUGGCCAUAGUGGGAACAGUGGGCAGACCCGUGAGCCGCUGGUGUUUGUGCCCGUCCCUGAUGCAGAGGGCCGCCGGCUGCCCAUCCUGAAGCUCAACGUGCCCGUCGGCGCCACCUUCGGGAACGAGACGGGACUGCCCCAAGAGGCCCAGACCCAGACCUCCAUCUCCUGGAAGCCCUACAAGCAGAGCGACGCCUACCUGGUGUCCUGCCACCCCCUCACCCAGCUCAACGAGAGGAUGUUCCAGGUGCGUCUGCCCGGCAGCGCCACCAGCGCCACCCUGAUCGGCCUGACCCCCGGAGCCAACUACAACGUGCUGGUGGAGGCUCUGAUGGGAGCGCUGAAACACAAGAUCCUGGAGCAGGUCGUCACCGCUGGGAACACCAUCCCGGAGGGCGUGGCGUCCUCCAAGGACUCGUGCUACGACGCCUUCACCGCCACCUACCACGAUGUUGGUGGAGAAUGGGAGCGGAUGUCUGAGACGGGGUUCAAGCUGUGGUGCCGGUGUCUGGGUCUGGGGAGUGGCCACUUCAGAUGUGAUUCAUCUAAGUGGUGCCAUGACAACGGGAACAACUAUCGCAUCGGAGAGAAGUGGGACCGCCGCGCAGAAAACGGGCACCUGAUGAGCUGCACAUGUUUGGGAAAUGGCAAAGGAGAGUUCAAGUGUGAACCACAUGACUCCGUGUGCUACGACGACGGCAAGGCCUACCAGGUGGGGAACCAGUGGCAGAAGGAGUACCUGGGCGCUAUCUGCACAUGCACCUGCUUCGGAGGACAGCAGGGCUGGCGAUGUGAGAACUGCCGCAGACCAGGCGGAGACGUGGACGCCAGCCUGCUGCAGCCCGUCAGAUACGGAAACACACUACGCAACAUCCACUGCCCCAUCGAGUGCCUCCGCCCCGACCUGCUGGCCGACGCCCAGGCGGCUGCCAACCCUCGGGAGUGAAACAUCCGCUGCCCUCGCCGUCUCACCGCAGAACGCCUGAACUAACUGCCGGAUCACUUCCUCACACGUUUAGCCAGAGAUGUCCCGCCGCCUGCUGCCUGACCAGAGAUCCAGUCUUCUCACUGUGGACCGUCCAGUCUCUAACUCACUCUUCUGUAAAUGAAGGCCCGUUGUUUCCUUUUCCCUUUUACUUACCUCAAUGGAAGUAAUUUAGGACUUGUCAGAUUUAUAUUCUCUACAUUUAAAUAUUCAGACACAUUUCUUAAUCAAAGAGCAAAAACAGGCAGAAAAUAAGCACUGUGUUAAAGAAUGUCAGUUUUAUUAACAAUGUUGUUUAAAUUGUCCAUGAAAAUGUGCUUUUCUUUUCUGUAGCCCUUCUUUUGUUAGAGGGCUCGCACUGUGACUGACACAUUCUGGUUUCUACUGUCUUUCUACUAAUUUAUCCCUUUAAUCUCAACGUGUGUGUGUGUGAGAAUUUGAACUGUUCUAUUUUUGUACUUUGUUGUCCGUGCCAAACUUGUUUCUACCUUUUGACAAAAAAGAAGUCCCUUAUUUUAAUAAAGCUGGAGAGAUCCUGAAACCUAA